This is a messenger RNA of Aplosporella prunicola CBS 121167, 1130 nucleotides long. RefSeq lists its product as uncharacterized. Bases 15 to 815 code for a protein of 266 amino acids. Gene Ontology annotation, biological process: positive regulation of transcription by RNA polymerase II; transcription by RNA polymerase II; negative regulation of transcription by RNA polymerase II. Gene Ontology annotation, cellular component: nucleus; negative cofactor 2 complex. NCBI's taxonomy places the organism in Eukaryota, Fungi, Ascomycota, Dothideomycetes, Botryosphaeriales, Aplosporellaceae. The transcript has 2 exons. Gene Ontology annotation, molecular function: RNA polymerase II general transcription initiation factor activity; core promoter sequence-specific DNA binding; protein heterodimerization activity. The record is from RefSeq and is a predicted model, not a curated record.
UCUCUCGCCCUAAUAUGGACGAGCCCGACACGUCCACCUACGCGCCGCGCUCGCCAGACCUCUCCACCCUCGACGCCCACGCCGCAGACCCCAACCAGCCCGUCGCGCACAGCCACAGCCAACGAUAUCGCGGCUCCGACCCGGCUUCAUACGCACCACUGCCGUCGCAGCACCACCAGCCCUUCAACCCCAUCGACCCCCACCACAACAACAACCAAACCUACCACCUCUAUCCCAGCCGCAACAGCGUCAGCAUCUCGUCGCCCGACCAGCUCUUUUCCAUGCCCCGUGUCGCCAAGACGGAGCACGAAGACGACCAAGAGUGGUCCCCGCACGCCGGCCACAAGAAGCUCAAGACAACCAUCAAUCCCGAGCAAAUGGACGUCGACGCCCCCAAUGGCGGCGGCGUCGUCGCCGAAGGCCCCGAGCUGGCUCCCGGCGUCGCCGAGGGAAUCGAGGUCAAGACCAAGUUUCCCGCCGCGCGCAUCAAGCGCAUCAUGCAAGCCGACGAGGACGUCGGCAAGGUGGCGCAGGUUACACCGCACGUUGUCGCCAAGGCACUCGAGUUGUUCAUGAUUUCCCUCGUCACAAAGGCCGCGAACGAGGCCAAGAACCGCUCCUCGAAACGCGUCUCCGCUGCCCACCUCAAGCAGGCCGUCCUGCAGGACGAGCACUUCGACUUCCUCAACGACAUCGUCAACAAGGUCUCGGAUGCGCCGGCGCCCGUUGACCGCGGCGGCUCGCCCGAGGAGACCGAGGGCAAGAAGCGCAAGGGCGCAGGUCGGAAGAAGCGCAAGGACAGCGACGACUUAUGAGGGCCACGAAAGCAAAAAGAAAAGAAACCCUUUUGAAUUUUUUUUAUUCCACUUCUUCUUCUUCCACUUACUCCCUUUCUUCCCUUUUCGGAAGUCUGCCAAGACGAUUUCCUUUUUUCGCGGUAACUAGCUGGGUUCUUCUCGGGACUUUGGUUUGGGCGGGUAUACAGCGCGGCUACUGCAGAUUCCCCCGUGGCCUCAAGGCCUCAUGGCUCUAAGUGGCAUCCGGCGUCAAGGUGUGGAACAUGGGGCGGGAGCUUUUGCUUGACACAUUUGCGGGUUGUGCAGGUUAGCAAAUAAGGGCCAGGAGGCGUG